AACAAAGCUGCCAUCUUUACACAUGGCAGAAACCAGCGAAGACAUAGGAUCGCCCGAGAGGAAGCGAGACAAGUUUGGACAGUUUCUGCAAAAGAGCUACAAUAAAGGCGAAAUAGCUCUCAAGCAUGCCAUCGGCCUGGGUGCUACUGAAAACGCAAUCCCAGUCUCGCAGCCGUUUACAAAUGGACCUCCACGGACGGUCGAAGUAGGAUGGCAUCCAGUCGGCGGAUUCGCUGGCAAGUGGUUCGCUGAGAAGACGGGGUUGGGUAAGAUGAUCACAGAGAAAAUCAACAAGUAUCCAGAUCCCACGCAGCAUUGGGCAGUGCUCGUCGGGGAAUACGCACACCAGCUAUGGAUGGACGAGAACUUCGACAUCAUAUACACGAAUGCCAAGGUCGACCCAAUAGAAUGGCAGACGUUUCCAGUGGGAGAAACGAGAUUCAAUGAUGAUGCUCUCAGGAGAACUGGUGAAGCUGUCAUUCAUAACAUUCGAGUCACGCGUCCUGGUUACAAUCUCAUUAGCAACAACUGUCAGACAUACGUCCUACAACUACUCGACGCUAUCCAGGUUUCGCAAGACAAGGAGUUUGGCACCACUCUGGCCGUCUAUGAGAGGCUCUUCGGCUCCGGAAAAGUCGCCGACCUCUUCCCCGAGAACGACACAACUAUGCACGAGCCCGGCCAGCUCGAUUUCUCUCCACCUCAUUCAGCGCUAGAAUUGGGUGUGGUCGGAGGCACCGGUGGUGAAGGGCACGUGCCGUUCCACCGUCCGGAGGAUGUGCUUUACAAUGAUCAAACCGGGUCGGGCACUGCGCCGCAGACCUCUGUAGCAUUUGCACAGCAGGUGAUGGAUGCGAAUACAACUCAGCUAGAUACAGAAGAAGAAUCAAAGAGACAUUUGAUGGAAGAGGACCAUGCAGAGAAAGAAAAGGGUGGUAGCUGGGGUGAGAAGACCAGUUCGUUCUUUCGGAAGUGGAAGAAAUAGUCAUUUGUUCCAUUUUUCAAUACCAUUUCAUCAAGAGGCCGGUACGGUCAGAUUCCGAUUGUGACUUCACCGUUUGGAACGAAAUUCUCGUUACUGGAGACCUCAGCGAAUCCUCGAAAUUAGUAAACAAUUCGA
Paraphaeosphaeria sporulosa is the source of this 1120-nucleotide messenger RNA. RefSeq lists its product as uncharacterized. Lineage: Eukaryota; Fungi; Ascomycota; Dothideomycetes; Pleosporales; Didymosphaeriaceae. The coding region runs from base 23 to 985 and encodes 320 amino acids. The record is from RefSeq and is a predicted model, not a curated record. The transcript has 3 exons.